AUGGGCAGUUCAGAGGUGUUGAAAUGUCAAAAUUGUCAAAUUCCUUUGGAACUGGAUAGCUCCCUGAUGGAUCUGAGCCUGGCACAAAGAAAUCAUUUGGUGAGUGCAUCUACUCAACCGAUAUUGCCAACUGUGCAAAUACCAGCUGCUCGCCUGAAAAGGCUUAAUAGUGUAAGGAAAGUAAGUGACAUCAAUUUCCAACCAUCGGUUAUGAACAAUCUUGAGUCCUACGUCUUUUUAAGUGGGGAUUUCAGCACACUUCAAACCACUAGACUGGAUGGGGACUCAGGAGAUGAAGACGAGGACGACCUUACUUCGAAGACAUUAAGCUCGAGAAUAAGCACAUUGACAAACAUAUUCAACAUUUUAUCGUCCAAAACUAAUAUUGAAUACCCUGUGUGUCAGGAUUGUUGCGACCUUCUUAUUCAGAAACUCAAGAAUGAAUACGAGGAUGCUCUGAAAGAAAGAGAUACGUACUCUGAGUUCCUAGCAAGGCUUAAUCGACAGCGAGAACUGGAUCAGGAUACCGCUCAUUCAGAUGGCAAAACCUCGUUUGAAGACGAACGUAAGGCUGCAGAGAAGGAGGACGAACGACUACUACAAAAAUUGAAGAAACUGGAAGACACAGAGGCCGAGCUUGACGCUCAUAUUGAAAAGCUGGAGCAAGAACUAGCUCUGAAAAGGGAGCGCGAAGCGCAAGAUUUGAUGUACAGGAAUAGUCAAGAUCUGGAGAAAUUGCAGUUCUCCAAAGAGUUACAAUCACUGAAAAAUCAGUAUGAAUACACAUUGAAUAAUCUUGACAGACUGCGAAAGACCAAUAUUUUCAACGAAACGUUCCGGAUAUCCCACGAUGGCCCCUUCGGCACCAUAAACGGACUUCGAUUGGGAGGACUAGACGAGACUCCAGUGCCAUGGCAGGAAACUAACGCAGCAUUUGGCCAAUUGAUCCUGCUUUUAGCCACUAUGUGCGCUCGUCUAAAGUUCAAGCCUGCAGGAUACAUCCUGCGGCCUAUGGGAUCGUAUUCUCGAGUAGAGCAAUUUGACCCAACCACUCAAGAAUGGAACAGCUGCGAAGCCUUUAGUAAUGGUGGUUUUAAAUUGGGUAAGUUUUUCCACAAAGAGACCAGCUUUGACCGAGCCAUGGUCUCCAUCAUGGAUGUGAUAGCUCAAAUUACCACGCAUCUGUCAGUUGAGCGACAGGGAGACUCCGAGGAGAUAGAGCUGCCCUACACCAUGCAUGGCGACAAAAUCAAUGGCAUGGCUAUUAAACUUUACGGCAACAAGCCGGGACCAGAAUGGACUACGGCUUGUAAGUUCCUCUUAACUAAUGCAAAAUGGCUGCUAGCCUUUUCUUCAGUAUAA
Molecule: messenger RNA, 1362 nt
Organism: Lachancea sp. 'fantastica'
Lineage: Eukaryota; Fungi; Ascomycota; Saccharomycetes; Saccharomycetales; Saccharomycetaceae
Source: the annotation of a GenBank genome assembly